UGUGGCCCCGCCAGUUGCGCGCGCUACGUGGUGGGGCGUCACGCUGACAAGGCGAGGAGGAGGAGAGGGGAGCGGCGAAGGAGGUGGAGGCGACUACCGCUAGACGGCUGGACGGGGGGAAGGGGGGAAAAGGGAGUGAGGUUGGGGUGAAGACGAUCGAGAGGACGCAUAUGGUGCAGCAAGGAACCCAUCUAUGAGAGUGAUUGAUCAGCGUAGCUUGUAAAACCGAACCUUCACGCCGUUCACGAGGCAGCGGGAGCCAUGGCCUGUAUUGCGAUGUCAUUGGGAAGGACCUCGUCCUGUACAUCUUUAACCGAUCAAGAAUCCUCUGCUCACUGUCGUACAGGAAGCAGUACUUCCGAUCGUAGUGCCAAUCAAGUGACAACAGAGAACACUUCUGAACAUAUCGGCACUGCGAUCACUGAUCUGCCUGAGGGAUUGCUUAGUGAGGUGUUCGGGAUACUGCACGGGCCAAUGGAAGUAUGCCGUGUGGCAACAGUCUGCUUGUUGUUUGCUCGAGCUGCGCGAUCUGAUCUGACAUGGCGGCGGCUGAUGCCACUUGGCGCCACCCAAAUCGCUGAGUCUAAUCUUCUCCCGCUAGCCGCCACCAUAGUUCGUAGCAAGAACGACGAACGAGAAGAUAGUGAUGACCACAACAGAAAGAACUUGACGGAUAGCUGGCGGGCCCAUUACCAGCGACUGAGCGAGGGGAUAUUCGAUAUUAACUGUCCAUUUGUCCAUUACAAAAUAGAUCGGGCGCUUGGUGACCUUUGGAUGAGCUUCUCUGUUAUGGCGAUGAAUAUCAUCUUCCGCAUGGAAGGUAGUGGGCGGUACUCCCGCCAUUCACCCCUGCAGUUCAGAUCGCCGAGUAAUACUAGCUUCUUCAGCGAAGGGGUGUUGCUUGAGCCAUUAAAAGACGAUGGAUUCGAAGUAAGCGGUCAAUGGAGCGUCAGUUUGUGUCCGGGAAGCAGUCGACAAAUGCUCAGGCAAAGAGAUAACCAAAUGACAUUGAUGUCCACAGUGCAAUUGGAGGGAGGGGUAAUGAUGAAGCAUGAGGUUAACAUUGAGAGAUGGCAUAGGAGACAGCAGGGAGGACAGCGGCAAGAACCUGUGGUCCGUCUUUGUCCUUGUCGUCACAACUGUUCGGUCGACUCACGGGCACCGUCAUUGCCACAAGCGCUCAAUGGUUGCUGCCACAAUGGGUCAGCUGUGGCACAGUCAGCGUCGGCCUCAGCCUCCACGUGCCCGUCAUGGACUGUUGUCACGGCUGGAAGCUUCCACGUGCCUUGUCGUGAGGUGGAGCCUAAUCCUGCUGUCGACCGUGAUUCCGAUUGGUUGGGCUGGGACGCUAGCAAGCAUUCAUGUGACAGGGGAUCCAUCGGUGAUGGUUUGGUUGCCACCACUAUUCAUUUUUGUUUGGCAAACAUUAAGAAUGGGCUCUUUGUUGAUGCCUUUAUGAUCCUCUCUGGCACAUCUGUGGAAGGGAGGGAGGAGGAGGGAAUGGAGAAAGAGGGGGGAGAAGAAGUUUUAGAUGAUUAUUAUGAUGGCAGUGCUGGUCCUGAAGAGGACGUGACUGUCGCAGGACAACGGGAGCUGAGGCUGAUUUCGCCAAUGGGGUGGCAUGAUCCAGGUGGUGACAGCAGUGGCUGGCCAGGGCAGGCGAGCACAGCGCUGAUGGUGAGGAUGGAGCUGCGUGCAGAGCCAGGUGCUGGUCAAAAGGAACUGGGAACUAAGCGUAACAGUGCGGCACACACUGCUAUUGCUGUCGACCCGGAACUCAGGGCAGUGGUAGUGAUGGAGUCAGCCAUGGAAGAAACAGGGGUUGGCAAAGAGAUGCGACUCCAGAUGUCAGCUGUCCCAGUGGAACAGCCGGCAAGCAGGAGGAGAGAUCAGGGGCAAGCUGUGCAAAAGAAGGUGAAUGUCUCGGGCCCGACUAGGAUUCAGAAGGUUGUUCAUGUUCAAGCAGCAGAUGAUGGCAUUACGACCGAGGAUUCUUAUCUGGCACGAUCAGCAAGAGCAUUCCGUCCAGUCAUUCGCUGGGACGCAGAUGUGUUCGAGUACCUGUGCAGUGUUCUUGGCAGCGAGAAGAUGAAACUCAUCUCGCAGGCAUUGUGCAGACCGCCUCUCGAUUCGACAGCACGCGUCAACACCUUGUCGAUGACAGCAGACGAAGCAUUGUCAGAGAUGUGUGCAAAACUGGCGCUUCGCCCUUGCAGAAUGUCCAACCAGGGCCUGAGCCAGUCUGGAGAUGAGAGGGAAUUACGUGGCCUUCUUACAUCUAGCUGUAUAUUAUCGCAAAGAGCCGAUCUGUCCGAGGCUGACGUGGAAGGAGGAGCUCGUUCGCCGUCUGUUCUUGACGUUGCAAACAUUCACACGGGGUUUGAAAAUGGGCUUGCGUCCAAUCUGUCAGCGCCUGACCUGAAAGAAGUGGGAACUACUGUGACAGAGACCUCUUCGAUCCGCGAUCUCAAGGACUGUCAGAAUCCGUCAAUAGCUCCCGCUCCUUCUAGGUCAGACCCUGACAUAAUUUUUGUGAGCUACUGUGACAGAGAUCUCAAGGACCCUGGGAUAUCUGAAAACGGGUGCGGAAAAGAACUGCCUGCGAUCAGGAUGGGGCCUGAGCUGUCAGUCAGAACUUUGACGGGCAAUGAAGUUGCCUCUGUUUCUGCUUUUAUGUUAUCAAAGGCUCCGAGCAGCAAUCACAGUUGUCGCACUGAGAUGCAAACUCCGUUGCCGCUGCUGCAGAGUGACCUGAAAGGAGAAAGAGUUUAUCAGUCCACGCCUUGUCAGGGAAAUGGUACUGGUGUUAGCAAAAACGCCAUGGCUGCGUGCGUUCUUAAGAGGAGAAAUGGGGAGAGCGCUCCUCCUCUGCAUUGUUUUACCCAUCCUGUCGUACGGAAUGUUAUCGUCCUCCGUGGAUCCGGCCCUCAUGUUAUUGAUUACUCGAAGAAUGAGCAGAGUGACUGUCAAGUGGAGAAGAAAGGAGACGAGGGGCUACUUCCAGAGGUUGUCGUGAGCCGCAAAUGUGCCGAGGCUGUGAUGCGCGGUGCCAAUGUGUUUGUGCCAGGUGUGAUGGGUUGCAGCCGCCAUAUAGAAGCGGGUGAUCUCGUAGCCGUCUCUGCGGCUGUGGAACAUCAGCAAGAUGAUGGCAGAUGGAUUGCGGGUGUCACCCGUGGCAUGACUGUUGGCUCGGACCAUGAGAACUCUAGCGGUCUAUCUGCAGACUUACGUAAGGAUUGGUUCAUCGGAAUUGGAAGGGCGAUGAUGAGCAGGGUCAGUAUGUUUCGAGAGUCGCGAGGAGUUGCCGUGGAGAUGACUGAACGUGUCUUCAAUAUCCCGCCGCUGCAAGGAUUGAUGCCCGGAAUCCUUUUCCCUCAGAACCUGCCCUCUGUGAUUGCUGCCCAUGUCUUGGGUGCACAGCCCGGGGAGCGGGUACUGGACAUGUGUGCAGCGCCAGGUGGCAAGACUACAGCCAUUGCAGUCAUGAUGCAAAAUGAGGGAGAUGUGAUUGCCCUGGACCGAUCUCAGAACAAGGUCCAGGACAUCCAACGGCUCGCAAAAGAGAUGGGGAUCACAAUAAUCCGUGCCUUUGCCAUGGACUCCAGCAGAUCUUGUCUCCACCUCCCUCACACUUCCAGCUCAUCAAGUGCCUCCUCCCUUGGGAGUGUAACCGCCUCUUCUACCAUGACUCUUGUAUCAUCGUCUUCAUCAUUGAAUGGCACAACCCGCUGUAACUGCUCCUCUGCAUGCGGUUGCACCACCUUAUCUACCUCAAGCCGCAGUGUGUUCUCAGAGUUCCUCCCCUUGGAUGCAGCGGACCUUCAUAUGAAACAUGCACCUGCUACAAUCAAUCAUGCUAUAUUAACAUCCUCCUCCUCCUCCUCCUCCUCCUUGUCGUACUCCUCUUCCUCCUCUUCCUCCUCUUCGUCCUCUUCGUCCGCAUGCUUCUCUUUCUCCUCAACCUGUUCAGAUGAUGUUUGCAUCAAGCAAGACAGAAAGCCUGAUCACAAGAGUGACGCAAUACGAUCCGUACCUACAUGCUCAUCCAUAUUGCCUCCCUCUACCACGUGCUCUUCGUCAUCCUCUAUAGAAUGUCAUUGGGUAAAAGGAGAGGGUAAUCCUUGCAGCAUUAAGCUUGAUAUGGUCAAGACGUUGGAGAGGGCAGAAGGGGAGGAAUACAAAACGAAAGAUUCUCUCAAGGGGGCUACAAAUCUUCAGAAUGGUGAAAAGAAGGGAAGACUGAGGCGUGACGAUCCUGGGAAAGGGAAAAAUGGACCAGGAAAGAAUAACUCUGUGCUGCAGAAGGACAAGGGACGACAGGUCAAGGGUUUCCCGCCCUCGAGUUUUGAUAGGAUCCUCUUAGAUCCCCCAUGCUCUGCGCUUGGGCUUCGGCCUCGCCUUUUUGCAGCAGACGCGACCAUGGAAACUCUGUGCAAACACUCUUUAUACCAGAAAAAGUUUAUGGACCAAGCGGUUGCCCUCGUCAAACCAAACGGCGUGAUAGUUUACUCCACAUGCACCAUCAAUCCGAUGGAAAACGAAGCAAUUGUCAGAUACGCUCUCGACAAGUACCCGUUCUUGUCCCUGCUUCCUGAGGAACCCAGGCUGGGAGGUCCUGGACUUGUCGGACAAAUUGACUGUGAUGGGAUCCGUUCCCAAGAAUUGCUCAGGGUGGGUGAAGAGAGUCUCGUUCAGCGCUUUGACCCAAGUGGUCCCCUCGACACCAUUGGUUUCUUUAUCGCCAAGUUUCAAGUGGGUCCGAGGAAGGAACUUCUCCUUUCUUCCCAGUGAUUCGCUUGUUGGAAUGUAUCACUUCAUCAUCAUGAAUGACAUCGUCUAGAAUGUAUAUAAUUGUUUGUUUUGUGUCCACCCCUGCUGCAGUAAUAUGCAACCCGGAAA
Chara braunii is the source of this 4899-nucleotide messenger RNA. NCBI's taxonomy places the organism in Eukaryota, Viridiplantae, Streptophyta, Charophyceae, Charales, Characeae. The record is from the annotation of a GenBank genome assembly.